UGAAAAUCUUAUCGUGGGAUUGCGUGAUAGUGGUCAAUUGAAACGGUGAUAGAAAAUAAAUACAGAAAAGGAUAAAGUGUGAUCUUUACCGAAGUGUUUAGCGAUUAUUGAAACUAUACUACAUCUGUGGUAAAGCAGAGAAAGGAUUCACAAGAUGUCCGAGUAUUGUGAGUACAUGUAUGACACCACGAGAGGUCACAUAAGCACCGCUUUGGCGCGGAGUAUUUAUGACGAGGAGGCUAGAUUCGACAAACGUGACAAGAAACUGGCCAUUAAAACCGUUCGAGCGAUAUUGCGUGAAAUGCCGGAUGUAGACUUGAAGCACUGCACGGAUGAAUAUAUUACGCGUUUCCUGUUGGCCCGGAAAUAUCGCACGGAACAAGCUGCUGCCCUGAUAGCUGCUUAUCAGGCGCAAGUAGCACAUCGACAGGAUAUCUUCGGCAAUCUAACGGCCAGAGAUCCAGCGUUGCAGCGCGCGCUGCGCGCAGGAAUACCGGGUGUGCUUCCUGCACGUGAUAGGAAAGGGAGAUGUGUACUCGUUAUUUUGGCCUCGCAAUGGGACCCAGUCGCGGUACCAGCUUUAUCAGUUCAACGAGCUCUUUUCUUGGUUCUUGAAAUCCUCAUACAAGAUCCGAGGAAUCAGCAAUCCGGUUUCGUGGCGGUGGUAGAUUGGAGCGGAUUCUCUUUACGACAGGGCGGUGCCUUAGGCGCAGCGGCACUGCGAAACCUAAUAGCCGCUCUUCGAGGACGAUUUCCGGCUAGAUUCAAAGCUAUACACUUCCUAUCGGCCCCGCUCUACGUUCAGGCCACAUUGGCCCUCGUGAAACCUUUCUUGGACGAAAAGACCCGAAAUAAGAUCUACUUGCACGGGAACAACUUAAGCACCCUGCAUGAACACCUGCCCACUGAUAUUCUGCCAGCGGAAUUGGGUGGCACAGGGCCAGCAUUUAAUCCAGGACUAUGGGCUGAACCAGUUAUUCAUUCGGCGAUGAAAGAAGCUGAGUUAACCGCGGUGAAAAAGGAAAGGGAACAGGCUGAGAACGCCGCGGAGCAGCCUUAUGAUAGAAAACAAGAGUCUAGAGACAUGGAGGACCACAAAAGAAACGAGGCGGAUUCCAUGAAGUCGAACAAUAGCGUGAACAAAGAGAACGGAAGACGAUUCUUCAAUCCUUUUGGUAAUUCUACGAAAAAUCAGUCGCCGAAGAAGGCUGGAGGAACAAACGUAGAACUGAACUUAAUUAAUCGCACUAAUGGCCACGAAGAAAGGAAAGACGGUAGAAGAGAAAGUAGAACGAUAAAAGAGGAUGAGGACUCGUAUUGUAGGACUAGAGAUAAAAUGUUAAACAAUGGAAAUACCGAUUACUACGACGACAAAACGGAACGAUACAAAGAUGCAGGGGAUAAUUUAUUAGGGUUUCAGUCGGAGAGGCACUCGAAUGAAUACGAGAUUUCGAAUAGGCCAGACAGCGACGAUAGUAAGGACAAUUCAUUAGAUAACAGAUCAGAGAAUGCCCUCAUUGAGACAGCUAAAAGUGAAAUUCCCUCGGAAGAAACGAAUCUCAUAACGUAAUGUUAAUCCACUCGAGCUGUUAGGUUAAAACAAAUUGAUCGAGUACUUACGUGAGAAGGCGUUAACUUUGAUUUUGAGUAUAAUUAAAUCAAAUGUUGCCGCAAGGUUUAGGAUUGAUCAAAUGUAGUAGAU
This is a messenger RNA of Habropoda laboriosa, 1702 nucleotides long. RefSeq names its product clavesin-2-like. The record is from RefSeq and is a predicted model, not a curated record. NCBI's taxonomy places the organism in Eukaryota, Metazoa, Arthropoda, Insecta, Hymenoptera, Apidae. The coding region runs from base 155 to 1570 and encodes 471 amino acids. Gene Ontology annotation, molecular function: phosphatidylinositol bisphosphate binding. Gene Ontology annotation, cellular component: membrane. The transcript has 6 exons.